AAAAAAAGGUAAUGAAUCCAAAGUUCUUAAAGGUUAAAGUACUAAAACUUCGAUUUAGUAUAAAAGUACAACAUAAUAUUUAAAAAAAGUCUAACUGCAAAAUCAUGUGUGCGUGUUUGAGCUCAAACCCUCAUUUUCGUGGCUGUAAAUGAAUAAUGAGAACCACAUGAACCCCCUUCUCCCCUCUGCACACCUGUACACGGGGGGGCUCGUGGGGUCGGCUGCCACGUGCCUCGCUUCGCACACUCAGCUGUGGCAGAGGUCUGAGCGGCGCGCGCGCGCCCCUGCUCAGCUCUCGUCCUGCACGCGGGCUGCACGUGUGUCAGAGUUGCCCGGACCGGCUGAAGGUGGAGGACGCGGACACGGACGCUACGGUGGCGCUUUCUCCGUCCAGAACUCUUCUUCACGAAGCUCCCUUUUCUGCCACCAGGCCCCCCUGCUGUUGAGGUUGUGGUAUGAGCCUUUGUGGCAGGAAGGCGCUGACGUUGCUGAGCAGCGUGUUUGCUGUUUGCGGUCUCGGCUUGCUGGGGAUAGCCGUGAGCACCGACUACUGGCUCUACCUGGAGGAGGGCGUCAUCCUCCCCCUGAACCAGAGCACGGAGAUGCGCAUGUCCCUCCAUUCUGGCCUGUGGAGGGUUUGCUUCCUGGCUGGAGAAGAGAAAGGAAGAUGCUUCACCAUUGAGUAUGUGUUGCCAACCACUGUGCAGAUGACCUCUGACUCCACUGUCAGCGUGCUGAAGAUGAUCCGUUCGGCUACCCCCUUCCCUCUGGUCAGCCUCUUCUUCAUGUUCAUCGGUUUUGUGCUCAGUAACAUCGGCCACAUUCGACCGCAUCACACCAUCCUGGCCUUUGUUUCGGGAAUCUUCUUCAUCCUGUCAGGUCUGUCUCUGGUCGUCGGGCUGGUUUUGUACAUCUCUAACAUUAACGAUGAAAUGCUGAACAGAACCAAAUCUAAUGAAGCUUACUUCAGCUACAAGUACGGCUGGUCUUUCGCCUUUGCUGCCAUCUCCUUCCUGCUCACUGAGACAGCAGGCGUCAUGUCUGUGUACCUGUUCAUGAAGCGCUACACAGCGGAGGAAAUGUACAGGCCUCAUCAGGGCUUCUACCGACCUCGCCUGAGCAACUGCUCAGAUUACUCCGGUCAGUUCCUGCACCCGGACGCCUGGGCCGGCCGUGGCCGCAGUCCGUCCUCCAUCUCCUCCGAGGCCUCCCUCCAGAUGAACUCCUCCAACUAUCCCGCCCUCCUCAAGUGUCCAGAGUACGAACACAUGUCCUCGUCACCCUGCUGAGGCAUUGCUGGGGUCGUGUUGAUCUGCCCGGGUUUUGGCCGUUAAGUAAAUAUCACUAAGCUUGAAGUUUUCGCUUCAAGUGCUCUGAAAAUGACCCGAGUUGCUUUUCCUUCACAGCUGCCAGUUUCGAUUGCAGCUUUAGGUUGUAUGGGGAGGGAAAGAAAACAUGCUCAAGAUUAGUUUCUUGUUUUUUCCACCCGUCUUGUUUCAGGUGGAGCUGUUCCUGGAUGAGAGAGGAGUUUCAUUUGCUUUCACUGAGUAGUUACCCGUAGAUAUCAGAACAAGAGACCGCAGAGGCUAUCUGAAGAAUACACUUUGAAGCAGAUUUUAGUUUUAGCUCAAGAAUACACAUUAUUCUGUAUCUGUGGGUCUUUGGAAACAUUCUCACAAUUACUUAUUCAGGAGGAUUGCGCUGUAGUUGGGGAGAAAAAAAAAUCAAAGUAGGAUUUAUUGUGAGAGCAGCAGUUUGUGCUGCAGGUGUUCCCAUGUGCUAUUUUUUAUGUUCUGGUAAACAAGUAUAAAAACAACUAAUUUUCACAGCAUUCAGAAGACAACUGAAAGAGAACUUUAUACACAAAUCUACUGACCAGAGUCAGGAGGAUUUUUACACUUUCUGAUUCGAACUUGAUCUUUUUAUCUUCAAUUAGAUAAAGGAAUAUUAACAUUAUUCAUCGUUCUCUUUUGUUUAAGUUUUGUUCAUUUCUAAAUCCCCACAGUUUGGUUUUUAACAACAUGACAAAGAUUCACGGGCAAAACAAGACAUCUUCCCUCCAGUGGAUAAGGAGCAAACAAUGUUUUAUAGUCAACAGGUGCAUUCAUGCAGCAUAUGCAAAGACAGAUUUUUUCCUUGUUUGCCAGUUACAGUAAAGAGAGUUGAAGGGGCGCAGAGGAGGUUUUGGCGCUCGUGUUUAAUGUGGAAUGUGGAUGAGUCAGUGGGUAAUUUCACGUGGAGCCUUUUUGAAUGUAAGAUAAGCUGACAGAAACGCUGCUUAACGAGAUUUUUCUGCUUAAAAAAACCUCUGCCACAAAGAAUUGCAGUACUAACCCAAACUAAAGAUACAUAUUUUUCUAUUUUCUUCCUUCGUCUUGAUGCUUAAGCAAAUGUAGGAGUGUCACAAUCAAAUGUAUCUAUGACAUUCCAGAGAAGACGUCGCUCCAAACCGCAGUUAUUCACAUUUCAUGCUUUUAGCCUGUGAAAACAUAUUACCUAUGUAUAUGUGCAAUGUUCUUUAUAGUAGGCUGAUAUUUUCAUAAGAUAAUAUUAUUUCUUUGUAAUGUUGCAUGCUGUUAGCUCCACAUGAUCCCACCGAGCACAAGAUGUCUAUUAUAUAACUAAUGCACAAUCUAUUGUAGAUGUCCAUUUCACAUUUCAGACAACUCUCUUUUUUUGCUCUAUUUUGCUACAAACACACUGGGAAUGUGUGAGGCGUUCAAGAAACAGGCAUUUUUGAACUCGCAACUACCACAUGGUGUUCACACAGGACUGUCGUUACCUGAUUCUAGUGUAUCUGCUUACAGUUGGAGGAGGCUUGGUGUGAAACGUCGAAGUUGUGCAAAUCUUGUUUUCUUUCACAGUUCUAUUCUGAUAGAUGAUACAUUUGGUGUCAUAGAAACAACAAUUAUUAAUUGUUAAUUUCUCCUUUAUGACCCUUUUUCAACCAGUUGGCACUGCUGUGCUCUGGUUUUUUUUGCCAUUGCCGUGUGUUUUGUACAUACGAAAAACUGACCUUUUGACAAUUUUUUAAAGGGGUCAUACUAUGAAAAAUCAAACUUUUGAGCUUUCAAGUGUAUUACACUGUUUCUAUAAAGAACCCCAAAGAAGUAUUUUAAUCCGUUCAUGCAUUUAAGAGUAAUCCUCUAAAACCUGCACUCUGAGCAGCAGCCCCUCCCAUAACCAUGAAAACGAGUGGUUGGAAACGUGCAGAUGUCACAAUGUAAGAAACCUCUCUUCCGGAAGAGUCUGCUCCGCCCCCAGGCUAACACAAACGCUUUCUCUGCAUAGCUAGUAGCUCGAACUAGCAGUGAUCAACGAGAUAUUUCACUAGAGAUGGCAUGCUAGCUUGUUGCCUACGCAAAGUUGGACGCCAUAUUGGAAUGGUAAAGAUGCCUGUUUACUACUGUGCUACAAUUGUACUAAAAAAGAUUGAAAAACAAGAAUGUGACUUUUCAUUUUAUGGUCAUUUUACUGUUCAUGCUAAGAAAUGUUUCAUUGUUUUGAUACCAUUCCAAUAUGGUGUCGCUCUUUACAUAUCUUGGACAAUAGUAAAAAGCCUGUCUGUCAUCUUUAGUGAUAUAUCUCGUUGGUGGUGAUCAGCUGGCUAAAGUGGGUCUCAAUUGGGUUUGUCCACAGUUUCUGUGGUGACCCCACCUGUGUUUGCCCACACUGGUUUAAGUGGGAACUCAGUGGGUUAGCUCGCUAGAGGAGCUCGCUAGCAUGCUACAGUGGAACUCGCAAGCUCACUACUGAGAAGCCUGCUAGAAUGCUACAGUGGAGCUCACUAGCUAACUGUAGAGGAGCUCUCUAGCACGCUACAGUGGAGGUAGUUAUCUCACUACUGAGGAGCUCACUAGAAUGCUACUGCAGAGCUCGCUAGUAUGCUACAGUGGAGCUUACUAUCUCGCUACAGUGGAGCUCGCUAGCAUGCUACAGUGGAGCUUACUAUCUCGCUACAGUGGAGCUCGCUAGCAUGCUACAGUGGAGCUUACCAGCUCACUACAGCAGCGCUCGCUAGAAUGCUACAGAGGAGCUUGCUAGCUCAGUACAGAGGAGCUCGCUAGUAUACUACAACAGCAGUCGCUAGCUCACUGUAAAGGAGCUCACUAGCAUGCCACAGUGGAGCUCGCUAGCAUGUUACAGUGGAGCUCGCUAGCUCAAUACAGAGGAGCUCACUAGCUCGCUACAGAAGAGAACGCUAUCAUGCUACAGCAGAGCUUGAUAGCUUGGUAGAGAGGAACUAGCUGGCAUGCUACAGUGAAGCUCCCUAGUACACCACGCUGUCCACUGGGCAGCUGGCUAGCAUAGCGAGCUAACCCACUGAGUCUCCCCUUAAGUCAAUGAAGGCAAACACACGUGCGGCCACCACAGAAACUGCAGACAAACCCAUUCGGGGCCCACAUUUUCUCCCCACUUUUAAACCAUAUGGGGCCCACUUGACCUUGCUGGCUGGGUAUCUGUGAAAUACCUGCAUUCUUGAACAAGUAUACAGUCACUUUCAACAGAUUGUCCUGUAGCACUGUGGAUCUUGGUUGUAUAGGUCUUUACGAUUGCUGUCCACUGUUCCAUCAUCAAACAUUUCAAAGAUGGCCUCUAAAGUACAAUAAAUGACCAUUAAUAUUAAUGCACCUUCUAAAUGAUUAUUUGUGUUAUUUAUUUACCCUAUUUAACUAACCCUAACCCUUCUUGAGGAAAGUGGUAAUUAUUCUAGCCCGUGGAUGAUGAGAUUAGCUUUGGGAAUGUUGUCUGUUUAGAGAUCUAAAUGGCAAUGUGCAAUAGACCUCUAGGAAUCAAUGUCUGUCAGAUGCAUAUCUGUAGCUGUAAGCAUUAAAAUAGCCAUGACUUAGAGAUUUAAUAGACGUAUGCCCACUGAGAUAAUGCUGGCAUUAAACUUGGCAUAAGCGGGAGAACCUGCUCAGCAAAGCAAAGGAGAUUCUGUACAGACCGAGUUAGACGGGUAACUUUCUCUCAGUCACAGUUUGAACCUGUUGAUGAUGCUUUAAGUUGAUAUUUAACCUGAAUACGUGUAAAUAUAACAUCUGUGAUGCAGAGGAAACACUUCCACUGAAAGCUAGACUUGUUUUGUUGUGUUGAUUCUUCAGCAGUUUGUCUGCUUCACAUCCAGCUUUGGGAUCAUCUCAUGUUUAUAUAAAUAUGUGUGUAAAGUACAUGGUGUCUUGGUCAGACAUGAGGCAUCAAUAAUCUGUAUGUAUACUUUUACUAUCAGUCCUAUUUAUUAUGUUAGUGUCUGCAGCAUUUAAUCUAUACUCAAACAAAUACAUAGGAUUUAUAACCUGUUGUAAAUUGUUUGUUCUUUAUCUAAUUGUGUCUUUAAAAGUCUGUUGACUUGUUAUAUUGAACAUGGAUCAGAGAAAUGGAUGAAUAAAGAUUAUUCUAAAGAUUCUCAUAAA
This is a messenger RNA of Oryzias melastigma (Indian medaka), 5414 nucleotides long. It is a transcript of the gene cacng5a, whose product is annotated as calcium channel, voltage-dependent, gamma subunit 5a. Bases 456 to 1289 code for a protein of 277 amino acids. Gene Ontology annotation, biological process: transmission of nerve impulse; regulation of AMPA receptor activity; positive regulation of synaptic transmission, glutamatergic. Gene Ontology annotation, molecular function: voltage-gated calcium channel activity; channel regulator activity. The record is from RefSeq and is a predicted model, not a curated record. The transcript is spliced from 6 exons. NCBI's taxonomy places the organism in Eukaryota, Metazoa, Chordata, Actinopteri, Beloniformes, Adrianichthyidae. Gene Ontology annotation, cellular component: AMPA glutamate receptor complex; postsynaptic density membrane.